Molecule: messenger RNA, 3174 nt
Organism: Populus trichocarpa (black cottonwood)
Lineage: Eukaryota; Viridiplantae; Streptophyta; Magnoliopsida; Malpighiales; Salicaceae
Exons: 8
Coding region: 421-2757 (778 amino acids)
Molecular function (GO): phosphoprotein phosphatase activity
Source: RefSeq, a predicted model, not a curated record
UUCCCUAUUCUAUCUGGGUUUCUUUUGUUUCCUUCUCCUUGUGAAUGCCCCUCCACAUGGAGUAUCGCCGCCUCUCUCAAAACUUAACUUAGCAAAGCUCCCAACUCUCCACUGCCUUUAUUUUCUCACAAAGUAAAAAAACCUACCAUAGGAGUUCUACUUCCUGCUCCAUUGCAUUGAUUUCUUUGAAAGUUCUGGCAUGGUCGAGGGUAGGAGACAGUUGGAGUGGCGCUUGCCUUAAUCCCUGGAUGAGCUAUUAGGAAUCUAAUGAAAAGAGAAGUGAUACAUGGAGAAAUAGGAUAUGGGGAAGCUAAUAAAGUUCAGGAAAAUAGUGGAAAAACAAUCUUUAUUUGGAAACACCAAGGGUUUUAACAUACUAAUUGUAUCUAAUCUUUGAAAGCAAAAUACAAGAUAACCUCCAUGUUAGCAUCUAUUUUUGAGAGUGGCAACGAGGGCAUGGAUAUGACCAAGGAAGCUCCAGAAGUACCCUCAUCACGGAAAAGAAAAGUGAGACAAAAAAAUAGGAGGAGAAAUAAUCAACAGGAUAGUGAUCCAGCUCAUAAACAGGCUGAGGAAGGUGGCUUACCAAGUACUUAUAAUUUGAAUAAUGUCUCAACUGUAUGCUUAUCAGAUGAAAGAAACAGAGAAGCAGUUUUUUUAUCAGAUAAUGGUGAAACAAAACUUGUGAACAAGGGCAUGGAAACAAGCACGGAGUCUCUAGAAGUACCUUCUUUGCGAAAAAGAAAAGCAAGAAAAAGAAGCAAGAGGAGAAAUAAUCAACAGGAUAGUGAUCCAGCUCAUAAGCAGGCUGAGGAAGGUGGCAUGGUGAUAACUCAUAAUUUGAAUAAUGUCUCAACUGUAUCUUUAUCAGAUGAAAGAAACAGAGAAGCAGUUUUUCUAUCAGAUAAUGGUGAAACAAAACUUGUGAACAAGGGCAUGGAAACAAGCACGGAAUCUCUAGAAGUACCUUCUUUGCGAAAAAGAAAAGCAAGAAAAAGAAGCAAGAGGAGAAAUAAUCAACAGGAUAGUGAUCCAGCUCAUAAGCAGGCUGAGGAAGGUGGCAUGGUGAUAACUCAUAGUUUGAAUAAUGUCUCAACUGUAUCUUUAUCAGAUGAAAGAAACAGAGAAGCAGUUUUUCUAUCAGAUAAUGGUGAAACAAAACUUGUGAACAAGGGCAUGGAAACAAGCACGGAAUCUCUAGAAGUACCUUCUUUGCGAAAAAGAAAAGCAAGAAAAAGAAGCAAGAGGAGAAAUAAUCAACAGGAUAGUGAUCCAGCUCAUAAGCAGGCUGAGGAAGGUAGCAUGCUGAGUACCUGUAAUUUGAAUAAUGUCUCAACUGUAUGUUUAUCUGAUGAAAGAAACAGAGAAGCAGUGUUUUUAUCAGAUAAUGGUGAAACUAAACUUGUGAACAAGGGCAUGGAAACAAGCAAGGAGUCUCUAGAAGUACCUUCUUUGCGGAAAAAAAAAGCAAGAAAAAGAAGCAAGAGGAGAAAUAAUCAACAGGAUAGUGAUCCAGCUAAUAAGCAGGCUGAGGAAGGUGGCUUGCCAAGUACUAAUAAUUUGAAUAAUGCGUCAACUGUAUGUUUAUCACAUGAAACAAACAGAGAAGUUGCUUUGUUAUCAAAUAGUGGUAAAACAAAACUUGUGAACAAGGGCAUGGGAACAACCAAGGAGGCUCCAGAAGUACCUUCUUUGCAAAAAAGAAAAGCGAGACGAAGAAACAGGAGAAGAAAUAAUCAACAGGAUAGUGAUCCAGCUCAUAUGCAGGUGGAGGAAGGUGGCAUGCUGAGCACUUAUAAUUUGAAUAGUGUGUCAACUGUAUGUUUUUCAGAUGAAACAGACAGAGAAGUGGUUUUUUUAUCAGAUAAAGGUGAAACAAAAUUUGUGAACAAGGGCAUGGAAACAACCAAGGAGGCUUCAGAAGUACCAUCUUUGCAAAAAACAAAAGCAAGACGAAGAAACAGGAGGGGAAAUAAUCGUCUGGAUAGGGAAACAUGUUCUGCUUCUCUUGCUAUUCGUGGCAAAGAGAAUGUACCCCCUGAGAGUUUAUCUUGCUUACUAGAAAUAACACCCAUAUGUCUUGUGAGGAAAAAACUACUUAUUCUUGAUAUAAAUGGGGUGCUUGUGGAUAUAGUGUCAGCUCCUCCAAAGGGCCAUAUAGCAGAUAUAAAGAUUGCAAAAAAAGCAGUUUUUAGAAGACCCUUUUGCUUUGAUUUUCUAAAGUUCUGCUUUGAGAGAUUUGAAGUGGGCGUUUGGUCCUCAAGAACUAGGAAGAAUGUUGAUAGAGUGGUUGAGUUUGUGAUGGGAGAUAUGAAGAAAAAGUUGCUGUUUUGUUGGGAUCUAUCCAAAUGCACUGCAACACAGUUCUGCACUCUAGAAAACAAGCAUAAACCCUUGGUUUUUAAGGAACUGAGGAGAAUUUGGGAAAAAGACGAUUCUGAACUUCCAUGGGAGAAGGGAGAUUAUAGUGAAUCAAAUACGAUGUUAUUGGAUGAUUCUCCUUACAAAGCCUUGCUUAAUCCUGCACACACUGCAAUCUUCCCUUAUCCGUACCAGUUUCAGAACAGCAAUGAUAAUUCUUUAGGUGCUGGAGGUGAUCUAAGGGUUUAUCUGGAAGAAUUGGCAGCAGCUGAUAAUGUGCAGGAAUUUGUAGAACACCACCCAUUUGGUCAACGAGCUAUCUCUCAAAGAAGUCCAAAUUGGGGCUUCUUCCUCAAGGCUAUCAGAUCAGUGUGUCCUGUACAAGUGACAAGAUAACGUGAGUCUCUGCUAGCAUUCAGUAUGGUUUCGCUAGCUCAAUAUUUAGUUCACAUGGUCAGCGUUUUAGAGAGCACGGGAGAAAGAACAGGGCAUGGCUUUCAUCAAGGUUUCAAAUUGCUAACUAGGAAUCAAAUGAGUGACUUUUUUCCUAAAUUAGCUUCAAGAAUAGAACAGGUCGAUUCUUUCUAUUUUUUGAAAAAGGGGUUUUCACUUUGAGAAGGUUUUAUGAGCUCUAAUUAUCAUGACUAAAUAGUAUUUGUGAGAGAUUCACCAAAUUUUGAGAUGGUAUGUGAAAUUUACGUUGUAUUUUAUAGCAUAUUCACUUGCAUUGAUCCAAGGGCAAUGAGGAUAUGAACAAUUGAACCUACACAUUGGUAUUUCUUUUUUUAUACAUUUUUCAAUCUCAUUCCACCA